Molecule: messenger RNA, 4134 nt
Organism: Closterium sp. NIES-65
Lineage: Eukaryota; Viridiplantae; Streptophyta; Zygnematophyceae; Desmidiales; Closteriaceae
Source: the annotation of a GenBank genome assembly
AUGUACCAGCUCACCCACCUGCAAGUGCGCAUGUACCAGCUCACCCACCUGCAAGUGCGCAUGUAUCAGCUCACCCACCUGCAAGUGCGCAUGUACCAGCUCACCCACCUGCAAGUGCGCAUGUACCAGCUCACCCAGCUGCAAGUGCGCAUGUACCAGCUCACCCAGCUGCAAGUGCGCAUGUACCAGCUCACCCAGCUGCAAUUGCGCAUGUACCAGCUCACCCAGCUGCAAGUGCGCAUGUACCAGCUCACCCAGCUGCAAGUGCGCAUGUACCAGCUCACCCAGCUGCAAGUGCGCAUGUACCAGCUCACCCAGCUGCAAGUGCGCAUGUACCAGCUCACCCACCACUCAUCCACACUCUGCCACGCUGCCAAUCUCGUGUCCCUGUGCUUGCCUCUAUCCUCGUGUCCCUGUGCUUGCCUCUAUCCUCGUGUCCCUGUGCUUGCCUCUAUCCUCGUGUCCCUGUGCUUGCCUCUAUCCUCGUGUCCCUGUGCUUGCCUCUAUCCUCGUGUCCCUGUGCUUGCCUCUAUCCUCGUGUCCCUGUGCUUGCCUCUAUCCUCGUGUCCCUGUGCUUGCCUCUAUCCUCGUGUCCCUGUGCUUGCCUCUAUCCUCGUGUCCCUUCUCAUCUCUCGUCUCUCAUCUCGCAUCACGGCAUUGGAGCAGGCCACGCCAAUUGUCUUCAAGCUCGCCAUCGUUCUCCUACAGGUAUCUUCCCUCUUACCUCCUCGCACCUCGCACCUCAUCCCACCUCCUACCAUCUCUUGCCAUGCAUCUCUCACCCACUUCCCAUCACCCACCUCUCCUCUCCUCCCACAAAUCCCCUCAUACUUCCCAUUCUCCUCCCCCCGUCCCUUUCCCCUGCUCUUCCUCCCAGUUCCCCCCCCCUGUCCCCUCCCCCCGACCCCUCCCCCGGUCCCCUCCCCCUUUCAACUUCCCACAUCCCCUCCCACACCAGUGCCUAAGAGCCUUCCUUCAGCUCUGCCUGCACUCCUGUCUCCUGCGGUGAGCGAGGAGGAGAUGGAGGAGCUCGUGUGCAAGGCCAUGCGGGUGGAGCUGGUGUGCAAGGCCAUGCGGGUGGAGCUGGUGUGCAAGGCCAUGCGGGUGGAGCUGGUGUGCAAGGCCAUGCGGGUGGAGCUGGUGUGCAAGGCCAUGCGGGUGGAGCUGGUGUGCAAGGCCAUGCGGGUGGAGCUGGUGUGCAAGGCCAUGCGGGUGGAGCUGGUGUGCAAGGCCAUGCGGGUGGAGCUGGUGUGCAAGGCCAUGCGGGUGGAGCUGGUGUGCAAGGCCAUGCGGGUGGAGCUGGUGUGCAAGGCCAUGCGGGUGGAGCUGGUGUGCAAGGCCAUGCGGGUGGAGCUGGUGUGCAAGGCCAUGCGGGUGGAGCUGGUGUGCAAGGCCAUGCGGGUGGAGCUGGUGUGCAAGGCCAUGCGGGUGGAGCUGGUGUGCAAGGCCAUGCGGGUGGAGCUGGUGUGCAAGGCCAUGCGGGUGGAGCUGGUGUGCAAGGCCAUGCGGGUGGAGCUGGUGUGCAAGGCCAUGCGGGUGGAGCUGGUGUGCAAGGCCAUGCGGGUGGAGCUGGUGUGCAAGGCCAUGCGGGUGGAGCUGGUGUGCAAGGCCAUGCGGGUGGAGCUGGUGUGCAAGGCCAUGCGGGUGGAGCUGGUGUGCAAGGCCAUGCGGGUGGAGCUGGUGUGCAAGGCCAUGCGGGUGGAGCUGGUGUGCAAGGCCAUGCGGGUGGAGCUGGUGUGCAAGGCCAUGCGGGUGGAGCUGGUGUGCAAGGCCAUGCGGGUGGAGCUGGUGUGCAAGGCCAUGCGGGUGGAGCUGGUGUGCAAGGCCAUGCGGGUGGAGCUGGUGUGCAAGGCCAUGCGGGUGGAGCUGGUGUGCAAGGCCAUGCGGGUGGAGCUGGUGUGCAAGGCCAUGCGGGUGGAGCUGGUGUGCAAGGCCAUGCGGGUGGAGCUGGUGUGCAAGGCCAUGCGGGUGGAGCUGGUGUGCAAGGCCAUGCGGGUGGAGCUGGUGUGCAAGGCCAUGCGGGUGGAGCUGGUGUGCAAGGCCAUGCGGGUGGAGCUGGUGUGCAAGGCCAUGCGGGUGGAGCUGGUGUGCAAGGCCAUGCGGGUGGAGCUGGUGUGCAAGGCCAUGCGGGUGGAGCUGGUGUGCAAGGCCAUGCGGGUGGAGCUGGUGUGCAAGGCCAUGCGGGUGGAGCUGGUGUGCAAGGCCAUGCGGGUGGAGCUGGUGUGCAAGGCCAUGCGGGUGGAGCUGGUGUGCAAGGCCAUGCGGGUGGAGCUGGUGUGCAAGGCCAUGCGGGUGGAGCUGGUGUGCAAGGCCAUGCGGGUGGAGCUGGUGUGCAAGGCCAUGCGGGUGGAGCUGGUGUGCAAGGCCAUGCGGGUGGAGCUGGUGUGCAAGGCCAUGCGGGUGGAGCUGGUGUGCAAGGCCAUGCGGGUGGAGCUGGUGUGCAAGGCCAUGCGGGUGGAGCUGGUGUGCAAGGCCAUGCGGGUGGAGCUGGUGUGCAAGGCCAUGCGGGUGGAGCUGGUGUGCAAGGCCAUGCGGGUGGAGCUGGUGUGCAAGGCCAUGCGGGUGGAGCUGGUGUGCAAGGCCAUGCGGGUGGAGCUGGUGUGCAAGGCCAUGCGGGUGGAGCUGGUGUGCAAGGCCAUGCGGGUGGAGCUGGUGUGCAAGGCCAUGCGGGUGGAGCUGGUGUGCAAGGCCAUGCGGGUGGAGCUGGUGUGCAAGGCCAUGCGGGUGGAGCUGGUGUGCAAGGCCAUGCGGGUGGAGCUGGUGUGCAAGGCCAUGCGGGUGGAGCUGGUGUGCAAGGCCAUGCGGGUGGAGCUGGUGUGCAAGGCCAUGCGGGUGGAGCUGGUGUGCAAGGCCAUGCGGGUGGAGCUGGUGUGCAAGGCCAUGCGGGUGGAGCUGGUGUGCAAGGCCAUGCGGGUGGAGCUGGUGUGCAAGGCCAUGCGGGUGGAGCUGGUGUGCAAGGCCAUGCGGGUGGAGCUGGUGUGCAAGGCCAUGCGGGUGGAGCUGGUGUGCAAGGCCAUGCGGGUGGAGCUGGUGUGCAGGGCCAUGCGGGUGGAGCUGGUGUGCAAGGCCAUGCGGGUGGAGCUGGUGUGCAAGGCCAUGCGGGUGGAGCUGGUGUGCAAGGCCAUGCGGCUGGUGUGCAAGGCCAUGCGGGUGGAGCUGGUGUGCAAGGCCAUGCGGGUGGAGCUGGUGUGCAAGGCCAUGCGGGUGGAGCUGGUGUGCAAGGCCAUGCGGGUGGAGCUGGUGUGCAAGGCCAUGCGGGUGGAGCUGGUGUGCAAGGCCAUGCGGGUGGAGCUGGUGUGCAAGGCCAUGCGGGUGGAGCUGGUGUGCAAGGCCAUGCGGGUGGAGCUGGUGUGCAAGGCCAUGCGGGUGGAGCUGGUGUGCAAGGCCAUGCGGGUGGAGCUGGUGUGCAAGGCCAUGCGGGUGGAGCUGGUGUGCAAGGCCAUGCGGGUGGAGCUGGUGUGCAAGGCCAUGCGGGUGGAGCUGGUGUGCAAGGCCAUGCGGGUGGAGCUGGUGUGCAAGGCCAUGCGGGUGGAGCUGGUGUGCAAGGCCAUGCGGGUGGAGCUGGUGUGCAAGGCCAUGCGGGUGGAGCUGGUGUGCAAGGCCAUGCGGGUGGAGCUGGUGUGCAAGGCCAUGCGGGUGGAGCUGGUGUGCAAGGCCAUGCGGGUGGAGCUGGUGUGCAAGGCCAUGCGGGUGGAGCUGGUGUGCAAGGCCAUGCGGGUGGAGCUGGUGUGCAAGGCCAUGCGGGUGGAGCUGGUGUGCAAGGCCAUGCGGGUGGAGCUGGUGUGCAAGGCCAUGCGGGUGGAGCUGGUGUGCAAGGCCAUGCGGGUGGAGCUGGUGUGCAAGGCCAUGCGGGUGGAGCUGGUGUGCAAGGCCAUGCGGGUGGAGCUGGUGUGCAAGGCCAUGCGGGUGGAGCUGGUGUGCAAGGCCAUGCGGGUGGAGCUGGUGUGCAAGGCCAUGCGGGUGGAGCUGGUGUGCAAGGCCAUGCGGGUGGAGCUGGUGUGCAAGGCCAUGCGGGUGGAGCUGGUGUGCAAGGCCAUGCGGGUGGAGCUGGUGUGCAAGGCCAUGCGGGUGGAGCUGGUGUGCAAGGCCAUGCGGGUGGAGCUGGUGUGCAGGGGAGGCGCCGCGGCGAGGUGA